AUGAGUUCAUCAUCUAUGAAAUAUCAAGAUGGGUUUAGUGCAUCAACCAAAGAGAUUGCAUCACUCAAACCUUUGAUAUCUGCAUUCUUACAAAAGGCAAUAGGUAGCAGUAAACUAGAAUCAGUUGAACCUAUCAUCAUUGAAUGUUUAGAUCGUAAAUUGGAAUUGGUUGAUAUUAAAAAUGUACUAGAUAAACAUUUAAAUAAAGAAUCAUCCAUUAGAUUAUUAGAUUUAAUAGUUGAUGAUGUUAAUCAACAAAGACAACAAAAUAAAAGAAAGCAUGAACAUGGUGAUGAUAAUGAUUCACAUAAUAGUAGUAACAAUAGAAAUGGACAUGGUAAUGGUUCAUCGUCAUCAAGAAAUAAUAGUAGUAAUAAUAAUAAUAAUAAUGGGUCAAUGGAUGAAGAUUAUAAAAAGAGAGUAAAGGUUGAUCAAAUGGAUGAUUCAUCAUCUUCAAAAAGACGAUCAUCAGAUCGUGAUAGAAGACCGUCGUCAUCGUCAUCGUCGUAUGAUGAUCGAGAUUAUGGAAGAGAUAGAGAUAGAGAUAGAGACAGAGACCGUGAUAGAGACUAUGGAAGAGACAGCAAACGAUACGAUGAUAGAGACUAUGGAAGAGACAGAGACUAUGCAAGAGGAGACAGAUAUUCGUCGUCGUCGUCGUCAUCAAGAUCACAUUAUGAAGAUUCUAGAGACAUCCGGGCCGGGAGGGGUGACCGGGGGGAUAGAUAUUAUGAUCGAGAUGGGAGAGAUGGAGGAAGCAAUGGAGGAAGAUACAGAGAUGAUGGUGGCAGGAACUCCACCUCCUCCUCUCAGAGCUCUUCAACCCAUGAUUCAAGAAGCUCCAACAGGAAUCAUGAUCAACCAUCCUCCUCAUCCUCAACCACCAACACCACCAGCACAACCACCAAUUCAACGUCCUCCUCCACCUCCUCCAACAGCAUUCAAAAGGUUCCUACCUCCUCCACAGUAUCACCGUUAACAUCUUCACCAAUCAUUAAAUCUACUCUAGAUCAACCAACCUCUUCUACUACAUCUACAUCCGCUACUCCAGCUGCUGCAACAGCAUCAACAACAAUGGAUAAAAUUCAAAGUUUAAAAGCUAGAUUAGAAGCAAGAAAAGUUGAACUUUUAGAAAAACAAACCAACAACAAUGCUUUGGCAUCUCCUCCCUCUCUUUUUACUCCAAAUAUCAUUUCACCACCUGUACAGGUAACAACUCCGAUUGUUUCAACUCCACCAACAACAACGAUGGAAACAAAAGAAGACACAAACAUGGUAAUAGAUGAAGUGAAGAAAUCAUCUCCUUUUUCAGAAGAAAAGAUGUUUUUCGAUCCAAGAUUAGUACCAAAGGAAAAGAAAAAGAAAACAAUAGAGUCAUUCAAUUUAAUGACCAAACCAGGAAAGUUUACUAAAAAGGCAGAUAAAAUACGUAUGGAACAAUUGCAAGAGGAACUUUCUAAAAAGGAUAUCACUACACAGAGUGUAGUCACCAAGACCAAUAUAGUGGUUGACGAAGUACCAGAUAUAGAAUGGUGGGAUCGUGACAUUUUAGAUGAAUCAUGUCAAUCUUAUGAUCAAUUCCUUCAAAGUGACAGUCAAUCAACUACUUCAACAACUACAACUACUUCAACUACUUCUUCAAUGGAUACAACACAAGAUGAUAAUGUUAAUAAUAUGGUUAUCAAGAAUCAAAAUUAUUUAAUCGAAAAUGAUCAAUGGUAUUAUGUAGAGCAUCCAGUGGUUGUGUAUGCACCGGCACCCAAUGCACCACCAUUAAAGUUGAAUAUUGUGCCACCACUCAAAGAAAGAAAAAAGAUGAGAAAGAAACUCAGACGUGAAGCAUCCAACGAACGAAGAGAGAGAAUAGCAGCGGGUCUCGAGAAGGCACCUCCCAACAAGGUCAAAAUGUCGACCGUCAUGCGUGUACUCACCACACAAGCCGUGCUCGAUCCCACCAAAGUCAUUGAAGAGGUGCGAUCGCAGUACGAGGAACGUCACCAAAUACACGUGCAGCGAAAUGAAGACAACAAGCUGACACCCGAACAACAACGUGAAAAGAAGGAGCAAAAGGCGUUGGUCGACGCUGCCCGUGGAUUGACAUGCACCAUCUUUAGAGUGGGCGAUCUGUCACAUCCACUCAAUCGUGCCAAAGUAUCGAAAAUGGCCGAGAAGCUGUGUGGCAGUGGUUGUGCCAUCAUCUGUGCACAAAUGUGUCUGGUCAUCAUCGAAGCUGGUGCAAAGUCACUCAAAAAAUACUCCAAGUUGAUGACACAUCGUAUUGAUUGGGCCAAUAUGCCACCCGUCACAUCUGAUCGUUCCGAUCCCAACGGUCUCUACAAAGAAAUUCUCACACAACGUAGACAAUAUUAUAAACAACAAGCAGGUGUUAAAUCAAUGCAAAUUGAAGGACAAGAAAGUGGAGGAGACUCAACAGGAGAAGAAGAUGAUAAAUACAUUCCAAUCAAUUCAUGUCAAAAGGUUUGGGAAGGACCCAUACCAAAAAACAACUUUUCAAUCAAUUCAAGAUUCCAUUUUGAAAUUUGUACAAGUGAAGCUCAAGCAAGAAAAUAUUUAACUGAUCAUCAUGUUCCUCAUUUUUGGGAUAUUGCUAAAAAUUAUAUUGAUUCAAUAUAA
This is a messenger RNA of Cavenderia fasciculata, 2634 nucleotides long. RefSeq names its product U4/U6 small nuclear ribonucleoprotein (gene prpf3). Gene Ontology annotation, biological process: mRNA splicing, via spliceosome. Gene Ontology annotation, cellular component: U4/U6 x U5 tri-snRNP complex. The coding region runs from base 1 to 2634 and encodes 877 amino acids. The record is from RefSeq and is a predicted model, not a curated record. The transcript is spliced from 2 exons. Lineage: Eukaryota; Evosea; Eumycetozoa; Acytosteliales; Cavenderiaceae.